Molecule: messenger RNA, 4126 nt
Organism: Oldenlandia corymbosa var. corymbosa
Lineage: Eukaryota; Viridiplantae; Streptophyta; Magnoliopsida; Gentianales; Rubiaceae
Source: the annotation of a GenBank genome assembly
GUCUGAAGAAAAAAAUAAGCGCCAAUUGCCAAAGGGCUACAGCCUACAGUAAACUUCUUCGGGCAGACCCUCAGUAGAAGUGUUCACAUUCGCACAAAUCAGCCAAUAAAAAUUGUAGUAGCGAACUACUAAUAGUCGUACAUUUCUAAGAAGGUUCUAAACUUAUACGGCCCCAACAUCGAUUGGUCCAUUUCUCUCUGUGUAGAUUCAUUUUUGCACUUUGCAGGGAAGAAAAACCAGUCAGUCCACCGGCGCCGGCAUGGCUGAAAGUAACUGGGUCCUAGCCGAUGAAGGGAUUGUUGACCUUGACGAAAUCUUUACUGAAUCGGAGUUCUUCGAGUACUUCGGUACAGAAAUGGUCAUGUCCGGCAGCUCGUCGCCCAAAAGGUUUCUGGUCCUUUGGAACCAAGAAGAUGAAGAGCUAGAUUCUACCUUUAUUAGAUCUCGGUCUCCCUCGACCAGAAUUGAUAACUGGAUGAUCAAAGAUAAGAUCAGAAAAGCCCUUGAGCAUGUAGAUCUGGCUUCUUCUCUCUCAAUCCUAGCUCAGUUUUGGGCCCCUCUGAUUAUCGCCGACCAGUGCUUCCUCCGAACUUUAUAUCAACCGUUCGGUGUGACUUAUCUGGGAAAGGGACUCUGUUCUUACCGAAAAAAAUCGUCGGGUUUUCACUACAGAUGUUUUUCCAACUCCGGUGAGAGUAAGAUUCAUCUUGAAGAUGGAAGUGAAAGCAUCGUUUUGGCUGGCGGCCCGCCUUCCAGAGUAUUCAUCAGUGGAUUCCCGGAGUACAGCCCGGAUGUGGAAUUCUACACCGAUACAGAGUACCCCCCGCGGCAAUAUGCUCUGCAUCGCAAAAUAAAGAAUUAUAUGGCCGUGCCAGUAUUUGAAAGCGACUCCCAGCGAUGCGUUGGCGUAGUUGAACUUGUCUCCACAACUGGAUCUGGAGGAGGUAAUAAAGUUUUUAAAAUUUUACGACAUUAUGACAUGUAUAUGUUGUGUCUUUAUAAUUGUUUAAAUUUUUAAAGAUAUUCGGUUAUCUCUUUCUACUUAUUUCUUUUUUUGAUUAAGUAAUUUCUUAAAAUGUCUAGUAGAUAAAAUGACCACAUUCAGCAAAAAUAGCAUACGGUAGGUUGCUAUUUGGUUAUUUACCCUUGAGUUUUGGCUAGAUUCCCCGAGUUUAGAUAAUACUAUUAAAUUUACCCUUGAGUUUUGGCUAGAUUUCCAGUUUAGAUAAUACUAUUAAAUAUCCCUUUGACUCAUAGUCAACCUAUCAAAUACCACAUUAACAUAUUAACAUAUUCGUAAAUUUUGUGUCAAACUAAGAAGAGUAAUGAUUGGUAUAAGAAAAAAAUGACGAGAAAAAAUUAUAAGGAAAUGAUCUCAAUUAUCCAUUGUUAAAACUUUCCAAACAGGGUUUAUGUAUUUAAGGUUAAGGCAUAGUUAACAUCUUGACACAUCAUUCUUUGUCAUUUUUCCUUGUCAUUUUUUCCUUGUACCUAUCACUACUCUAGUAAGAAAUACUCUUCAAUCCAUAUUUUUUCAAUUAUAAAUAUAAAUGUUUUCAAUAACGGAUAUAUUAUACAUUAAGAUAGUGGGAGGGUUGGAUGGGUUAGUUAGGGACUAACGGUGGAGAUAGUUAUUACCAAUAGUUCGAGGUUUUAUACUUGUUAGGACCAUCCAAUUUUUAUUUUUUUUAAAAAAAUUAAGAUAAGAAAAUAUCAUAUUAAUCUUUUUAUAUUGAUGCACUUGAAUAAUAAAUUUUCAAAAUUACAUUUAUCAAUUUUUUGAAAUAAAAUAAUUCUUAUUAGUCAACUUUUGUUAUCAAUCAUGAUUAAGUGUCUUUAUUAACUUUUUUUCGGUAAGUUCUUUACUAAUUUACAUUGUAACAAAAUGUGAAAAUGAUUAAUUAAGUAAUUUUUAUUUUUAAUAACAAAGAAAUGAAGAAGCCAAACCGAUUAAUAAAAAAAAAAAAGAAGUUUGUGUACACCAAGGUCAAUUUUGUACUUUUAAUGUGUAGUUGCUUCUCAGAGAUAAUAUGAUAGUAUUACAAAAAUUCAGAUGUUUAUGGUAAAUCAUGCCAAAACUCGGAAAGUAAAAUCUGAUUCGCCAUAUUUAAUUUCUUCUGAAAACGAAGUCCAUUGUACUUCUUUUUUCAAUGCAACUUCUAUAUUAUAGUAUGAGUAAGGUGUAUUACGAGCUUGUAUUAUUGUAAUCCAGCCACUCUUUUAUUGCGAGGUUUCAAUCAGAGAUGGACAAGCCUGCGUACAUUUUUGGACUAAUGUCAACUGCACUACAGGGAGUAGGACUGAGGACUUCAACAUUUACAUCACACUUCAAAAUGGAAAACCACUUGGCACAGGCCCUGGUUUCAGAUAAUUGUUCUUUUCAGCAGAGCUCCAUGAGACGAUCCAAUGCACUGCGUGACAUUGGGGUGGCGUUGCAGGAGGUCAGUAUUAGUCACGGCUUACAAUUUGCUCAGGCCUGGACUCAUAUGGAAUUCAAUGGCCACACACCGUAUGCCUUGUCCACCGCGAGCUAUGGAUAUUAUCAAUCACAUCCGGGAUUCUCCAUAUUUAGAGAUACCUGUGAAAGUUUUCACCUAACCUCAGGGGGAGGGGUUGUUUCCAAGGCAUUUACUUGCGGCGGUUUAUGCUUCUGCAGAGACAUUGGGCGGUUAAGUAUAGCAGAUUACUCAUUUGCUCAUGUUGCCAGAAAGGUUUUGUUAACUGCUUCUUUUGCUAUUUGUUUAAAGAGCCAUCAUUAUGAGUCCCCGGAGAAUUCACUUCCAAAUGUUUAUGUACUUGAGUUCUUUCUUCCUAGUACUGCCGCUGAGAAUCCACGAGAACUUUUGGAACAUGUGUUAUUGACAAUGAAGAAGCACCUCAACGGGUUCGUGAUUGGAAGUGGAGAAAAUUUGGAAAGUGGAAUUAAUGUUCAGGUUUUAAGAGUUCCAGAAGAGGAUGAUAAUUGCCAAGAAUCUUUUAGAUUGUUCCCUAACAUUAGUAGUACUGGUGGUUCUGUUGGAUUAGCGUUGGAUGAUCAAAGUUCCUAUAUGAAGCUCACACAAACAACAAUCUCUGUUCAACAAAGUGGCUUGGAAGAUAGUGCUACAGGUAACGCAGAGAGUAACACUGUGUUUAAUUACUCAGAAAGCCUGGCGGAAGAAGCUUCCAUCGAUUGGGAGGAGUUAUUUGCGGAUUAUGGCGCUAUCUCUACUUCUGUCUCAUUUGGUUGCGGAGAAGAGCACUCUUCUGAUACUCGAUCAAUGAAAGGAACCGGUAGUAGCCUUAAUAACUCCAUUGUCUCGACUUCUAGGUUUCCAGAUAAAGAUCACGGGGCGGCCGAUCAGGAUGUCUUUGGCGGUUGCCCAUUUGUUGGCCCUGCGAUAGAUUACAAUGCGAAGGUUAAAUUUGCCGAACUUAAAGAAACUAUCGAAAAACAUUUUGACAAGAAGCUUAAGGAGGCUGCUAGCUCUAUGAAAGUAAGUCCGUCUACACUGAAGCGACGAUGCAGGGAUGUUGGGAUCCCGUGUUGGCCGCGCAAGAAACCUAAUGGCGGCGCUUGCGCAGCUGCCACUAUUGAGCAUUCGGGCAAACAGAACGAAAAGAACAAAUGUGAUGAAGACGAUAGCCGGCAGCAAUGUUCUGCCGUGUGUGGUGGAAAAGAAACAAGUACUACAACAUUAUCUAGCAAGAACUACUACAAUGCUCCACAAGCUGUUGCAAGAUUGCCUCCUCGUACCUUUAUGACCAUAAAGGCUCGAUACGGAAAACACAUUAUGAUAAAGUUUCCACUUCCAUUUUCAUCACAGUUGACGCACUUGGAAUUAGAAGUUGCUACGAGGCUAAAAUUAGAGAUUGGUAGUUUUAAGCUUUGGUAUGUAGAUGAAGAUAACGAAUUCAUCUUACUGACCUGUGAUGCUGACUUGCGGACCAUGGAAUCAAUGGGAAUGUCUACAAUCAGAGCUUGUGUCACACAGGGAGAUUCAGCUCCUGAAUGGAUUCAUUAAUUCUUGAUUAUUUAUUUAUUUUAUUUUUUUUUCCAAAGGGAAGUUUCUACUCUUGAAACUUUUGGUUGUUUUAUUUUCUCUUAAAUUUACUGCUAAUCCAGUCCCACACCUGAUGGUUAAGG